UUCCACGCUCCUUCCCUCUCUUCCUCCUCUUUAAGUUUCCUUCAUUUUUGUCUUCGUCCUCUCUCUCUUUCCCGGUCAACCUCAUGCCCGCCUUUCUCUGUCCCAUGUUAAUCCAACACCAUUCUCUCCUCCCUCAGUAUGCUAGCCUGAUCCAUCCCCAUCUCUGAAUGUCUUGAUGAGACUCCCAUCCUUCACAUUCAGCUCACCUCCCUCUUUUUUCCCCCAAUGCCGUCUUUCCUUUCCGUCAAUCAUUCUAUGUAUAAACCUUUCCUACUUCUCAUUUGCACUCGCUAGGUUUCCACUUUUCAUACCCUUGCAUGCUCUGCUAAACUACGCUUCCAUUUUUUCAACUUCAACUCCAUGCCCUGAUACUCCAUUUCAAUCCCAUUACUGACCAGGUGGCAACGGUUGAGAAAAGUAGACUCCCGAAGCAAUUAAAGCACUCCCACUUUUUAUAUUCCUCUUACGGUUCCCUUUCACCGUAUAGGCUGGGACGACAACAGUAGCUUCAUUCAAAGCUUUUCUAGUCAUAAAAGCCCUAGCCUUUGUCAAUCUGCCCCGUUGUCGAUCAGAAUGUGGAUGGUGGGACAUAACGAUGGUGGUGAGGUCAAUACGGUUGAUCACCCAUUCAAUGGAAGGAUGCUCAGGACUCUCAUUCCAAGGCCGGUGACUUCUUCCAAUAAUACUUCAACUACAACUCCUCCUUGCCUAAGAAGUAUUCACGGCUCCGAUUUGUUUACACAAUAUCAUCAUCUGACAUCGACGACGGAUCAGAGUGAGAGAGAGUUCAAUGCUCCACCAGUUAUGGUGAGCUCGAGGUGGAAUCCUACACCAGAGCAGCUAAGAGCCCUCGAAGAAUUGUAUCGGCGAGGAACAAGAACACCAUCGGCUGAGGAAAUCCAACAUAUCACUGCACAGCUGAGGAGAUUCGGUAAAAUUGAAGGGAAGAAUGUUUUCUAUUGGUUUCAGAAUCACAAAGCCAGAGAAAGACAGAAACGGCGCCGUCAGAUGGAAUCAGCUCCCUGUGACUUUGAUAGUCUAGAGAAAGAAGACUUGGGCGUAAGUAAGACAGUGUUUGAAGUUGAACGGACCAAGAACUGGGCACCCUCUACAAAAUGCAGUACAGUUGCAGAGGAAUCUGUUUCCAUACCCAGAGCAACAAAAGCAGCGGUGGCUGAGCGAAGAACAGAAGGAUGGAUCCAAUUCGAUGAAGGGGAGUUACAGCAAGGAAGAAACUUAAUGGAAAGGAAUGCCACGUGGCAGAUGAUGCAGCCAUCACGUCCUCCUCCCCCUCCUGCCGCUUCCACCCACCUCAUAAACACCUCUACAGCUAGUUUAAUUGCUUCCACAAGCACGGUAGCAAUUGACUCAAAGCUCAUUAAGGCACAUGAUCUCAGCUUCUUUAUAUCGCCUCACAGUGAAAGCACUGUGAUCCACUUUAACAGUAUCAGAGACCAGUUUGAUAACUCUGGGGAACCUCAAACCCUUGAACUUUUCCCUCUAAGGAGUGGGGAUGGCAGUGAUAACGUCAACCAUAAAGAGAGUGAGAUUUCAGUUUCUGCAAUGAAUGCCAACUUGACCCCAAGCCAGUUCUUUGAGUUCCUUCCGUUGAAGAACUAACGAACACUAUGCUAUGUAAGCAAACCGACGGGGUUGUGAUGUUACCCAUAUUGUCUGUAAUUUUUGUCAGAAAGUGACCGUGCUUUUAUUACCCAGUGAUGCUAGCUAUGUAGGAUUCUGGUUUAAG
This is a messenger RNA of Prosopis cineraria, 1747 nucleotides long. RefSeq names its product WUSCHEL-related homeobox 1-like. Gene Ontology annotation, molecular function: DNA-binding transcription factor activity; DNA binding. The record is from RefSeq and is a predicted model, not a curated record. Bases 574 to 1620 code for a protein of 348 amino acids. The transcript has 4 exons. Lineage: Eukaryota; Viridiplantae; Streptophyta; Magnoliopsida; Fabales; Fabaceae. Gene Ontology annotation, biological process: plant organ development.